Molecule: messenger RNA, 1478 nt
Organism: Carassius carassius (crucian carp)
Lineage: Eukaryota; Metazoa; Chordata; Actinopteri; Cypriniformes; Cyprinidae
Product: fibronectin type III domain-containing protein 5-like
Exons: 6
Coding region: 241-900 (219 amino acids)
Molecular function (GO): protein binding
Source: RefSeq, a predicted model, not a curated record
CACAGGCUCACCGCACACUCCUUCAGUCAGGUUUUCUUCUUCUUUUUUGAGCUUCCUCAGUAUUGCAGGUAUGAAGACAGUCGUAUGAAGUACCGCAAAGACAAAAGAGGCUUCGUUUCAGUGUCUCCAUCUCAACAUCCGCUGUGCAGAACGAUGCAGGCGUCGCGCGGGGCUGAUGUGGAGCUGUCCGCGGUUCUGAAAUCGAGCGCUUUGGUUCCACAGAGACAUUCAUCGACGUGAAUGCAAGACCAACGAGGACAGUCACAUCUAGCCUGCGUGGAAAGCAUGAGGAGGGUUUUAAUGCCCACCCCGCUGCUCAUAUUGAGCUGUCUCGGAGCGUCGUGGGUCUUGGCUGACAGUUUGGCUGCUCCAGUGAACGUGUCCAUCAGAGAUCUAAAGGGCAGCUUUGCUGUGGUCACAUGGGACAUCCCAGAUGGGGAGCCAGUCAUUGGCUUUGCCAUCACACAACAGAAAAAAGACGUCCGCAUGCUGCGCUUUAUCCAGGAAGUGAACACUACCACACGGAGCUGUGCAUUGUGGGAUCUGGAGGCAGAUACGGAUUAUAUAGUGCAUGUUCAGUCCAUCAGCAUAAGCGGGCCAAGUCCCCUCAGUGAACCUCUGCAGUUCAAAACGCCAAAAGAUGCUGAAACACAGGCAUCUAAGAGCAAAGACGAAGUGACCAUGGAAGAAGUGGGUCAGAACGCUCAGCUCCGGGCAGUAGAGCUCAUCAUCAUCGUGGUGGUUCUGAUCAUGUGGGCAGGUGUGAUUGCGCUCUUCUGCCGCCAGUACGACAUCAUCAAAGACAACGAGCCCAACAAUAACAAGGAUAAAGCCAAGAACUCAUCCGAGUGCAGCACCCCUGAGCAUCCGUCAGGAGGUCUGCUGCGCAGUAAGGUAUAACCGCUGGCCUGCGUGAGGCCAGACCACACUAGGCAGUUCCCCAAGAACAACAACAAUAACCCAAUGCCAUCUGUGAACAUUAUCAGAGUGUGACAGGAUGGUUUCUGCCUCGAUGGAUUCUGUUUUUACCACACGGACACAGAACGGCUGUAUGUGCUCAUAAUCCAAACAGGAAGCAGGAAUAUUGGAGUUUCCUGAAAAAAGCUGGAAUAAUCCAUAGCAAGCAUCUGAAACAUAAGCCAGAAUGGUGAACUUUCACACAGACCUGCUCUGGCUCCAACAGUCUGGAGAUGAGACCAAAUCUGUGGCUGUUCAUGACAGAAGAGAGAAAGAAAGAAAUGCAGGGAAAAAGAACCUUCUAACUUCUCUUUCUCACUUUACAAACAACUGGUGUCGGCAGGAAGAUCUGUGCCCAUUUAAAUUUUCCUUUUAAACUUGAAAACUCUUGAGCUCUGCUCCUUUAUCUGGAUUUCUCUUUUACUCUUUUCAAACGGCAUGAUCCACGUUCCUCUCAAUGGUGGUGAUGGUUUUAUUAUACAUUUAGAAGCCACUAAAUGCAGAACAUACAUUUCAAGCUG